AUGGAUGCCAUACUUCAUGGUAACACCAGCAGUGAAGGUUGGAUAGUUCAAAAAUUCGGAGGCACAAGUGUUGGCAAAUUCCCAGAUAAUGUUUCCAACUUGAGCUCGAAUAAGAUUGCUGUUGUCUGCUCUGCUAGGAGUUCUGGCAAGAAAGCAACUGGCACUACUAGUCGCCUAUUGGAGGUCUACAAACAGUUGCGUGCUAUAUCGGCAGCAACAAGUAAUGAGAUCACCCAGAAUGAACUCGUCGAAGCAGCCAAGCUUAUCAUUUGGGAUGUCUGCGAGGAACAUACCCAGGCAGCACAUACUUUUGUGAAAUGCCCCAAUUUGCAAAAGGAACUUACGGCAGGUAUUGAGGCAGACUGUCAGGAGUUAAUAGACUACAUCAUUGCAGCUAAGCGCUUCAAUUUGGAGGUCAAUGCGAGAUCUAAGGAUAGGGUAGUGAGCUUUGGAGAAAAGCUAAGUUGCAGAUUCAUGACAUAUCUGCUAAAAGACCGGCACGUUGAUGCAGAAUAUGUCGAUCUGUCUGAUGUGAUGCAUUACGACAGCUCCGAUCGGUUAAGCCUAGCCUUUUAUAAGGAUGCAGCAUCCAUCUUUCGAAAAAGGCUAGAAGCUUGCAACGACAGGGUUCCAGUUAUCACUGGCUUCUUCGGCAAUGUUCCUGGCAGCUUGAUGGAUGGAGACAUUGGGCGAGGGUACACCGAUCUAUGCGCAGCAUUGGUAGCGGUUGGAAUCAAGGCACAGGAAUUGCAGAUAUGGAAAGAGGUGGAUGGUAUAUUCACAGCAGACCCCACCAAAGUGCCCACGGCCAGGCUCCUAGCAUCGAUCACACCAUCAGAAGCAGCCGAACUCACAUUCUACGGCUCCGAGGUUAUCCAUCAUCUGACUAUGGAUCAGGUGAUCAAGGCUGACCCGCCCAUCCCAAUCCGUAUUAAGAAUGUCAAGAAUCCACGUGGCAACGGCACCGUGGUGGUUCCAGAUCCGGUGCAGUCCCCUGCGCAGCAGAUCAAGAGGUCGCGACCUUCAGAUGCCUCGUUACGAAAACAUCCCAAGAGACCUACGGCGGUGACAAUCAAGAACAAUAUCUCAGUCAUCAACGUACAUUCUAACAAGCGGUCGAUAUCGCAUGGGUUUUUUGCCAAGGUGUUUUCCAUUCUCAACAGUCACAGGAUAUCUGUUGAUCUGAUCUCUACGAGCGAAGUCCACGUGUCUAUGGCCAUUCACUCAACUGCCCCGUCGGUCCGCCAUUUUGAGAAGGCCAAGGCAGAAUUGGAGGAAUGUGGAGAUGUUAGCAUAUUAUUGGACAUGGCAAUAUUGAGCUUGGUGGGUGCUGAGAUGAAGAACAUGAUCGGCAUUGCUGGCCGCAUGUUUUCAACACUAGGAGAGCAUAACGUCAACAUUGAGAUGAUCUCACAAGGUGCGAGUGAGAUAAAUAUAUCUUGCGUGAUAGACGCAAGAGAAGCAUCGAGGGCUAUGAACAUAUUACAUACGAACCUCUUUACAUUUCUUGAUUAG
Messenger RNA from Hypoxylon fragiforme, 1515 nucleotides. Its product is annotated as aspartate kinase. Gene Ontology annotation, molecular function: aspartate kinase activity. The coding region runs from base 1 to 1515 and encodes 504 amino acids. Lineage: Eukaryota; Fungi; Ascomycota; Sordariomycetes; Xylariales; Hypoxylaceae. The record is from RefSeq and is a predicted model, not a curated record. The transcript has 5 exons.